CACGGAUCUUUUAUGAAAAUAACGUUAUCUGAAUCUUUUCAGGAGCAAAUACGCGAUCAUGUAAAGAAUUUCCGAGAAUUGAAAGGGAAGAUGGAUAAUUUUAUGCAAACGAAGGAUUGCUCCAAAAAUAAAUGCACAAACAGAUCGUGCGCAAUAUAUCUUAAAGACAAAAACUGCGAUACUCAAGAUUUGGAGUACUCGAAUAGUACCACAUAUGGAAUAUCACACAUGGAAAAACGUUCUGCAGAAAUGAAGAACAUCACUCAGAUACAAGAAUUAAAAGCAGAAUUACAAAAGGUAAAGGAUACAGAGUGCGAUUUAAAAUGCGAAAAUCAGCAACUUCAAACUAAUCUACAGCAUCACGUAUCAGAAACUGACAAUCUAAUGAAGAAAAUAGAGCAAAAGGAAAUUGAAUAUGAGGAACUUUUGUUGAAAUUAGAAAAUGGGAAAAAAGAGAUCAAUAUGUUAAACGAUCAAGUCAUGAAUAGCGAAAAAAUUAUUAAAAAUCAAUCUCAUGAAGUUGAAAAUCUUAAGAAAAAGUUACUCAUGAAUGAUCAACAAACGGAAAAUUUAUCCGAACGGAAUAUAUCGGAGCAUGAGAUGCUGACUGUUCUAUGUGAUCGAAUAUAUUCUCUGAAAAUUUUACUACAAGAGAAAUCGGAAAACAUGGUAAAAUUGCAAGCCGAUUAUGAAUUACUUAAGAAUGAAAAUUCUAUAUUAAAGAAUCAAAAUAACAUUAUACAAGCUCAAACCAAAGAAGAUACUUUACAAUUGAAAGAAAGGCUGAAAGAGGCACGGAUAAAAUUGCGCCAGACAGAAGACAAUUGUCAUCAAAUGACUAAAGAGCUCAAUAAAGUUCAAGAACAAUUAAUAUCUACAACAAAACGAGAAGCUGAUUUACAAGAAUCAUUAACUAUUAUGGAAAAAGAUCAUUGUUUCAAGAUUGAAAAAGUAGAAAAUGAAGUAGUCCGUCUUCAUGAUUUAGUGAAUAAACUAAGUGAGGAAUUGGAAGAAACCAAAAAGACAUUAGCAUUGAAAAAUAUCGAUCUUUGUCAAGCGCAAGAUAAAUGCAAGAAUUAUGCUGAUCAUUUGGACACUACGCGUCAAGAUCUUGAAAGAGAGAGAGAGGAAUUAACAAAGGUCGAAAAUGUAAAUCGUGACUUAAUUCAACAAUUGCAGGAAUACAUGAAAGAGAAUUAUCAUCUUGACCGACAGAAAAUUUCACUUGAACGAGAUAAUUCUACGUACAUAACUGAAUUACAAGAUAUGCGCAAAUCUUUGCACGAGUUAAAACAGGAAUGUCACUUGAAGGACCAAUCUUUAACAAACAUGUCAGCUGAUUUAACUGACACAGCAAUGAGUAGAUCAAAACUUUGCAAAGAAUCUCAAUAUAUAGUUUCAUGCAUCCGUGACUGUAUGGAGCAACAGAAAAAAUACAAUGAAACUCUGUUGAAAAAGUUGAAAAAUAAGCAACAACUUAUAAUGCAGCUUGUAUUCGAGAAAAAAACUUUAUUAAUUAAAAUCCGGAAGAUGAAACGAAUUAAUUUAUUGGCGCAAAAACUGAAAAGAACGCAUAAGUUAGCUAGUAGAAGUUGUAGAAAAGUGCAUACUAACGGUUAUAUAUCACCGUCAAUUGCGUACCAGACUACGGAUACUGAUUUAGCUUCAAGUUGGAACUGUACAAAUUCACGAAAGAAAUAUUCAACGAAACCGAUCAAGAUUGGUCGACGUACAUCAACAUGUGGCAAUUCAUGGUGGUUUCCCAAAAUGGAACAUUUAAUAAAUGAGGUUCGAAAAAAUAAUCGAUGGUGGAAUGAAAAUUUUAAGAAUGAAACGGAAUCUGACACUUCAUUGGAAGACAAUCGUGAUUACGGUUAUCAAUCCUCUUCUACAAGCAAAUGAAAAAGAUUCAUAGAGGAUUUAUUUUGAUAAAGAUUGAAGAAAAAGUGUGAGAUAGAAAUUUGAAGUAUGAAUAUGAAACGCAAAUGAAAUUUAUAACGUGACUUAGUUAGUUUGUGUUGCGUCUUUUUUUAUGUAAACAUAAUUUUCUACAUAUAUAUCAAAUGUAUAAUCAAAUGUAUCCUUUUUUAAAAAUAAAUAGACGUUUCUUGUGUAACGUGCGAUCAUAUCAAUGUUCAUUCAUUUUUGUCAAAAUCGGAUAACGAUACAGUAAUGAGUCAUACAAACGAGAUGCAAUAAUAUAAUAUUUUCCAAAUAUA
Messenger RNA from Acromyrmex echinatior (Panamanian leafcutter ant), 2219 nucleotides. RefSeq lists its product as uncharacterized. The record is from RefSeq and is a predicted model, not a curated record. NCBI's taxonomy places the organism in Eukaryota, Metazoa, Arthropoda, Insecta, Hymenoptera, Formicidae.